UGGCAACCUGACGGCAGCAGCAUUUCCUGUUCCCUGCUCUUUGGACUCGUGCGCCAUUUUAAAGAAGUCGAGCAGAGCAGAGAGACGGCUCAGUCAAAGUUGUAGCUUACCAGCGACGUAAACAACCAAACCAGAGACGCUCAGAGAAAACAAAUAGCAGAUAAAAAUGAAUGGUUGUCGUGUCUUCAUCGGCCGUUUGAGCCCGCACGCCAGAGAGAGAGACGUGGAGAAGUUUUUCAAGGGAUAUGGACGGAUUAGGGAAAUCAACCUGAAGAAUGGAUUUGGCUUUGUGGAAUUUGAUGACCACAGAGAUGCAGAUGACGCUGUGUACGAGUUGAAUGGCAAAGAAUUGUGCAGUGAAAGGGUCACUAUCGAGCAUGCACGCUCCAGAAGAGGAAGAGGUGGCGGCCCUGGAGGAAUGGGACGUUUCGGUGGUGGCGGCAGCAGUGGCGGUGGCGGCUAUCGCCAGUCUCGCAGCAGUGGAUCCAGAUCGGACAGGUAUGGCCCUCCAGUACGGACAGACCACAGGCUCAUUGUGGAGAACCUCUCUUCACGGAUUAGCUGGCAGGACCUGAAAGACCUGAUGAGAAAAGCAGGUGAAGUUACCUUUGUGGACGCUCACAGGCCCAACAAAAAUGAAGGAGUGGUUGAGUUUGCAUCCCGCAGUGAUAUGAAGAACGCUAUCUCCAAGCUGGAUGGGACAGAGCUGAAUGGACGCAAGCUGAAGAUCUUUGAGGACAGCAGAAGAAGUCGCAGCAAGAGCCGCUCCCGCAGCUACUCCCGCUCAAGGAGUCGUUCCAGGAGCCGCAACCGUUCCAGGAGCCGCUCCAGGUCCGCAAGCCGUACCCCGGAGAAGAAGACGUCAGGAGGGGGCAGGGCCGCCGACAGAUCCCCCUCCAGGUCAAAGUCUCGCUCCAAGUCCCGCUCCAGGUCUCGCUCCCGUUCACCCGCUCCCGCUCAGAACAAACAGUCCCGCUCCCGCUCUCGAUCCCGAUCCCGCUCUCGUUCCCGCUCACGUUCCCGCUCUGCGUCUGCAGACAGCAAACAUUGAGAUUGACACACCUGUAGGCCGUCUUAUAGACUGUAUGGUGGCAUGUGAUGGUUUUUUCUUUUUCUUUUUUAAAUUGAAGGGGAGGAAAUCACCUUUUUACAUGGCUUCUUUUGAAACAAGAUCUUCAGUCAUUGGCUUUGAUUUGUUUUUUGUUAGUUUGGAUGUGCUUCCACAGGAAAAUUAUUUGUGUGUUCUUAUUACUUCAUGAUUUCCCUCUUUUAAAAUCCCCUUCACAAUUUGAUGAAACACCAAGUGAUGCAAAAUAUUUUGAUCUGUGAUGAUUCUCAUCACCACCCUGCGGCCUGUGCAAGCUGUCUGCCAUGUCAUGAUUCCAUCCACUCCCCGUGUGCUUCACCCGAGUGUUCACAGCAGUUCAAGAUUAGGUGGGAAUGAUCUUCAUUCCCCAAAAUGUCGAUAGGUAUGUUGUUGUUUUUUGUUUGUUUGUAACGCAAGCUCCUGGCAUUGCCGUGAAACUGUGAUUCUGCUUCUGACGAUAUGUUGCUUUCACUGCCCUGAUAUGUGAACAUAAACAUGCAAGCAUCUCAGUUGGUGGUUUAUUUCAGCUUUCUUGUGUGAUAAUGUUUGAGUCUGGCAUUAAUUUAGUUUAUCACUGCUGCUGUAUCAUGACCUCGUCUCGUGUUGAUUUAUUUUUCAUUUUGGUUUUGUAUUUUAUCAGCAGCCUCAGCCGGAGGGGUGCUCUGUCUCUUAACACACGUGUCUGUUUCAGCGGGAAGAUAUGUCUCAAAAUAAGUUUAUUAAUUUGAUACUAAUAAAACACUUAAUGCAUACUGUCA
Molecule: messenger RNA, 1845 nt
Organism: Epinephelus fuscoguttatus (brown-marbled grouper)
Lineage: Eukaryota; Metazoa; Chordata; Actinopteri; Perciformes; Serranidae
Gene: srsf5a
Product: serine and arginine rich splicing factor 5a
Exons: 8
Coding region: 167-1051 (294 amino acids)
Cellular component (GO): nucleus; ribonucleoprotein complex; cytoplasm
Molecular function (GO): mRNA binding
Source: RefSeq, a predicted model, not a curated record